AUGCCACCCCAACCACCCUCUGAAUCGGAGAUUUUAACCUCCUACCUCCUCCACCCUUCACCUCUCCCAGCAAUCCUGCCGUACAAAUCAUUCCUGGCACUUUUACCUCCCAGCCUGUCCUCCUUUGCACGGCAGCAUCCGACAGAGCUGAAGCGUCUGUAUCGAGACCUGCAAUUCCAGAGGGACGUCCUCAUUGACGACGUGCGGAGGCGGAUCGAGGACGAGUGUCGCCGCAGCGUCGAACUCAAAGCGAGACUGGGGCGGCAAGUCCAGAGGGAGGAAGGAUUGUUGAGGGUCGCCGUCAGGAAGAGGAAAAGGGGACACGGCAGCAUUGGCAGUAACGACGAUAACAACAAUGAGGACGCAGAACACGGAGCGGCGACAGAUGACGACGACAUCGAUGCCGAGGAGAAAGAAACCCAGUUCGACACGGCGCUCCACAAUGGACAGCCCCUGGGUCAUACUCUCCCCAUGGCAACCGCAAAGCACAAUCACACAACGACCACACUCCUCGCCGCAAUGACCACCGCCAGCGAGGAUCUGGCGUCCGAAAUCGCAGAUCUGGAGGCCCAGAUCGCCACGCUGCGGAGCCAGUGUGAAGACAAGGUCGGGAAUCUCAGUGACCUCCGGUACGGACGAUUUGCGACGGCGGGCAGUAGAGCUAGCGGGGACAAGAGCAAGAACAGCGGCGAGCCCGUCGACGGGGUCGAAGACGAAAUUGUAGCGGCAAUCCAGGAGCUGAAAGAGACCUUAGUCCGCAAUUGUCAUGAGGAUGGAUAA
Molecule: messenger RNA, 780 nt
Organism: Cladophialophora psammophila CBS 110553
Lineage: Eukaryota; Fungi; Ascomycota; Eurotiomycetes; Chaetothyriales; Herpotrichiellaceae
Exons: 1
Coding region: 1-780 (259 amino acids)
Biological process (GO): chromosome segregation
Cellular component (GO): Mis6-Sim4 complex; kinetochore
Source: RefSeq, a predicted model, not a curated record